Molecule: messenger RNA, 812 nt
Organism: Guillardia theta CCMP2712
Lineage: Eukaryota; Cryptophyceae; Pyrenomonadales; Geminigeraceae
Exons: 6
Source: RefSeq, a predicted model, not a curated record
UCUAGAUUCAAGAUAUGGAAAACAUUCUUUCCCCUAUGGCUGCAGGUGGUGAAUAUGAAGCGCACAGUCGCCUCGUCGCAUUUGAAGUCGCAUGUCAGAAUGAACGCAAGGUUGAAAGAAGAAACCUUCAAGCUGUGGAGAAGAGCUAUCAGGAGCAGGAAGAAGGCUGCGAUGAAGUGGUUCAAGUCGACGUUGAGCUGGGCCUUCGUGUCGUGGUCAAGCUUGCUGGAAGACCACCGACUUCUGUAUGGCGAAGUGACCAACAAGCUGCAAGGAGUUGUUGUUGGGAUAGGAGCGACGAUGGGGAUGAUCAUGCUGAAAGAGUGGAACCUUGUUGUAUCUCGGCGGAAGGCGGCGUUGAAGAGAUGGAGCCAGGGGGCCCUUUGGCGAUGUCUAAAGUUGUGGAUUCAAAGUUACGAGGAAGCGAUGAGCGUCUUUGAGGAGGUUCGCGAGAAAUUCUCGUCCAUCGUGUCCUACAUCUCGGGAGAGACGAUGUCGUUGAUGUUUGAGGAGUGGAAAUCACUCUGGUCAAAGAACAAGCGAGCAGCGAUGAGGUUCAAGAACACGAGCCUGUGGUUCCACCUGAGCUCUUGGAUCUCCUCGUUCCUCGAUAGGAAGAGGGAGGCACAAGUGCUUGCGAGCAUUCGCCAUCGAAUGCACACCAGGGAGCUGCGCGCUGCUUUCCUGCAUUACGCGCAGCACGUGGAGGACCUUGGUAUAGAUCGAGCGAUCAUCAGGCACGUGGUGGCCUGUUGGACCAACUUGUCGCUGUUCAAGUCUGUUCGCAAGCUCCUCACGUAUCAUCAGCGGGC